Molecule: messenger RNA, 2346 nt
Organism: Sciurus carolinensis (gray squirrel)
Lineage: Eukaryota; Metazoa; Chordata; Mammalia; Rodentia; Sciuridae
Gene: Znf565
Product: zinc finger protein 565
Exons: 5
Coding region: 358-1860 (500 amino acids)
Biological process (GO): regulation of transcription by RNA polymerase II
Molecular function (GO): RNA polymerase II cis-regulatory region sequence-specific DNA binding; DNA-binding transcription factor activity, RNA polymerase II-specific
Source: RefSeq, a predicted model, not a curated record
AGCCUUCUCCUGUGAAUUUGGGGUUCUUCUGGUGAGUGGUCCUUUGUGGGACUCCUAUGAACUCAAACUUACUGGGAUGUCUGGAGUAGAGACUCCCUCCUUAAUGCUUCCCGAGUGCAGUCUCAAAACGGGCCAAGCUGAAGCUCAGAAGUAAGAGGACUCCAUCUUGUCCGUGGCUGGUCUGGCGCUGGACCACGUUUCCCAGAGUCCACAGCGGCCUGACGUUACGUCUUUCUUGACGUCGUGACGAGAUCGUUAGCUCCAUAAGGUCCCGGACGCGACCAGAGGAGACCGAAGACUCUUAAUUGUCCAGGAGAAAACUCCAGAUAAACCAAAGAUCAAACAGUUCUAAAAGCCAUGGCCCAGGGGUUGGUGACAUUCAGGGAUGUGAUCAUAGAGUUCUCUCAGGAAGAAUGGAAAUGCCUCGAACCUGCCCAGAGAGACUUGUACAGGGAUGUGACUUUGGAGAACUUCAGUCAUUUGGUCUCACUAGGACUUUCCAUUUCUAAACCUGAUGUCAUCUCCUUAUUGGAGCAAGGGAAAGAGCCAUGGUUACUUGCAAAUGAUGUGACAGGACCAUGGUACCCAGACUUGAAGUCCAGGUGUGAGACAUUUCCACAAAAAGAUAUUUUUGAAAUAAAGUCAUUCAAUUGGGAGGUCAUGGAAAGCCUUAAAUAUUGUGAUCUUCAGGGCUCCGGUUUUAAAGAUGACUGGGAAUGCAAAGGGCAGUUUGAGAGAGAACAAGUAAAUCAGGAAUGUUAUUUCAAGCAAGUAGAAAUCGCCUAUGAAAACAUCUCCACUUUGGAGCAUCCCACAUCUCUCACUCUACCUCAGCGCAGUGGGACCAGUAAGAAACUGAUUGAAUGUAAUGAAUGUGGGAAGGCAUUUGGCCGGGGCUCACACCUUAUUCAACAUCAGAAAACUCAUACUGGUGAAAAACCCUUUGAAUGUAAGGAAUGUGGGAAGGCCUUUAGUCGGGCCUCACACCUUGUUCAGCAUCAGAGAAUUCACACAGGUGAGAAACCUUAUGACUGCAAGGAAUGUGGGAAAGCCUUUGGUCGUACUUCAGAACUUAUUCUACAUCAGAGACUUCAUACUGGUGUGAAACCCUAUGAAUGUAACCAAUGUGGAAAAACUUUUAGGCAACAUUCACAACUUAUUCUGCAUCAAAGAACUCAUACAGGUGAGAAACCCUAUGUAUGUAAAGACUGCGGGAAGGCUUUUAUUCGUGGCUCACAACUAACUGUUCAUCGGAGAAUCCAUACAGGUGCUAGACCCUAUCAGUGUAAAGAAUGUGGGAAGGCAUUUAGACAGCAUUCACAGCUGACCGUUCAUCAGCGUAUCCACACUGGGGAGAAACCCUAUGAGUGUAAGGAAUGUGGAAAGGGCUUUAUCCAUAGCUCAGAAGUUACUCGACAUCAAAGAAUUCAUUCUGGGGAGAAACCCUAUGAAUGUAAGGAAUGCGGGAAGGCAUUCAGACAGCAUGCACAGCUUACUCGACAUCAGAGAGUUCAUACUGGAGACAGACCCUAUGAAUGUAAGGACUGCGGCAAGGCUUUUAGUCGCAGUUCUUACCUUAUUCAACAUCAAAGAAUUCAUACAGGUGACAAGCCCUAUGAAUGUAAGGAAUGUGGGAAAGCUUUUAUUCGUGUUUCACAGCUGACUCACCAUCAGCGAAUUCACACUUGUGAGAAACCCUAUGAAUGCAGGGAAUGUGGAAUGGCCUUCAUUCGCAGUUCACAACUUACUGAACACCAGAGAAUUCAUCCUGGCAUCAAGCCUUACGAAUGUAGAGAAUGUGGGCAGGCCUUUGUUCUUGGCUCACAGCUCAUUGAACACUACCGAAUUCAUACUGGUUAGAGUGUUAGGGAUGCAGAAAGAUUCUGUGUGGAAUUCACACCUGGCUCAGUAUUAGGUAAUUUUUAAUGUAAUUAAAGACUUGAUUUGUCACUUUCAUUAUGGAAUAUCAGAGAACUCAUACCAGAAGAAAAUUCAAUAAAUGUGGGAAUUCUUUUUGCCUCACUCACUGUUUAUUAAAUAUCAGAGAAGCUGUGCUUAAAAAGAAAAGGUUAAUAUGAAUGUAGAAAAGCCUUCUGUUACUAUUCAAAACUAUGUUAAACUUCUGAGAUUUCCAAAUAGAAAGUGACUGAAUUAGAAUAUUUUGUGGCUGGGCACAGUGGAGCAAGCCUAUAGUCUCAGCUACUCACAAGGAUAAGGCAGAAGGAUCUCUUGAAUCCAAGAGUUGGAGACCAACCUCAGCAACAUAGCAAGACCACACCUCCAAAAAAAAAAAAAAGAUUUUUGUGAAUGUGCCUUUUGUCUUUUGUCAUGGCACAGAUCUUACUU